Molecule: messenger RNA, 1293 nt
Organism: Symbiodinium sp. CCMP2456
Lineage: Eukaryota; Dinophyceae; Suessiales; Symbiodiniaceae
Source: the annotation of a GenBank genome assembly
AUGUCUGAAGUGAACCUCGACAGGGCCGCGACCUUUGGCUUGGACUUUGCAGCAUUCAUGGCACCGGAGGGUCAAGGCGGGGAUGUCGGCGCAGAGCAGCGGAUGCGCUUCCGCUUCAUCAUCAGUGACUUCUAUGCCUGGCUCUACGUGCAUGACGAUGUGCACGAGACCCUCCUCCUGAAUGAAGGUCAGGUGCCCUUGAUGGGCGACUUCCUCACGGACCUCAACAAGUACACGAUCCACUGUGCAGGCGCUGCCUGCGAAGGUGAAGCUGUGCCUGUGACGCCCACGGCCUUUGAGGAGGCUGUCAUCGCACAGGUCACCGCAGAAGGGGCUGGACAGGCAUCAGGAGAGGCCAAAGUUGCAGCAACCGUCGCACAUCUCAACAAGCUCAAGCCGCUGUAUGCCUCUGGCCAGCAUUUGCACAGGAUCUUGCGGGAGAUCAUGAACUUGGCCGUGUGCCCAGAAGAUGGCCAGCUAGUGAAAUGGCAAGUGCUGGAGUGGCUGAACAUGUACAUCCGCGGGAUCGACUCUGCAACCGGCAAAGCUUCAGAAACCCACGCUGCGUACGUGGAUCGCCGCAGUGGAGGGUUGGAGGACAUGGGCGGCGUUCGGAUGGCCGUGGGCCUGCCUGCUCUGUUGCAUGCUUUCUCUUCGGGGAUGAUCGGACAACAGUUGACUCCACACGAGGCGGACGACGCCAUGUUAGAGGCAUGUUAUAUUGCGUCCGCGAGGAUGACCUGCUUCACGAAUGACCUUGUGGACACCAAGAGCAUUGACCGGGACGCAUGCGAGUCGGGUUUGAGCUUGAAGCUGACGGAUAUCAUGAAGCAAGGAGUGGCAUUGGGAUGCCUCUCAGUGGAAGAGGCCCAAGCUGAAGCGGAGGCAGUUCGGAAGCGAUGCUGCACCUGUGACCUGCCAGACAUCGCGCAGAUGGACAUGUCUGACUAUCACAACCAUAAGCUCGUGAUCGACCACUUCAUUCCAAGCCGGUUGGGCUUCGAGGUGCACAAGGUAUACCACGGCAUACUUGUGGAGACGUCGAGAGACCUGCUAGCAAAGACUGAGCACUACCUCCAUCAUGCGACGAACAAGGCAUACGCUGCUUUGAUUGUGGAGUAUAUGCUCCGCAUGAACUAUGGUUAUGUGACGUUGCAACCAUCCUGUUUCCGCUACGGGUAUGCCUUCAACAUCUAUUUGGCGGCAGCGUACAAGGAUGACUUUGAGGAAUACCAGAGCGCCAUUGCCUACUACAAGUCCAACGAGAGUGCUGUGCAGUUCUUGGGUCCGUGA